AGCAAAGUGGUUAGCUCAUGACGCUUUUAUAAUGUUAGAGUCCUUAUUGCUUCAGCACCUGGACAAUUUGGCGAAGAUCUGUCACGGCCCUGUCACACCCCUUUCUUUUGGUAGACUGAAAGUGAUAAAAGUCGAAAAGUGUGACAAGUUGAAGAACGUGUUCUCUUUUUCCUUGGUGAAACACCUUUCACAGCUCGAAGAGAUUGAAGUAUGUGAUUGCAAGAUGAUGCAAGAGGUUGUUGAUGAGAGCAAAGAUGAUGACGACGAGGAGAAGGUAGCCAGGGGAUGUUGGGAAUGCUAUAGCACGAGGAAGAGUCUCUUCUGCGGUCCAUGUAUUGCAGGCCCUGAACGGCGCCAGCAGUCUGAUCAGAUAAGUAGAACCAAGAGGACACCUGCAAGUCGAAAACGGGUUGUUGAGCUGGCAAAUCUACGUCAUUUGACUCUGCGAGACUUACCAGAGAUCAAAACACUCUUCACCAGAGCAAAUCUGCAGAAGCCCCAGGAGAUAGCACUGGACAUUUUCUUGGAUGGUCAUCAGGUUUGGCUACCCAAGCUGCAGAGUUUGGAUAUUUAUAGGCUUCCGAAAUUGAAAGUGUUAUUAUCAAGGAGUGAGACUGAACCCUCAAUGGGCUUGACGAUGAGCAACUUACAGUCUCUGGAAGUCCGGAGCUGUCAUGAACUCUCGAAAGUUUUCGACUCCAAUUUGUUGAUGGAGCUGCAGAGUCUGGAAUCAUUAGAAAUUAUGCACUGUAAUACGUUAACAGAAGUCUUCAAUCUUAAAGGGAUAAAUACUAAACGUGGGUCUAAUGUUGGUAUCCUCCCUCAGCUGAGCGAGAUCUCUCUAGACUGCUUGCCGAAACUGAGUUGCAUAUGGAGCAAGUGUCCUCGAGGAGAAGUAGCGGCAUUCCAAAACUUAAGGGAGUUGACAGUAAGCAGUUGCGGUGAGUUGAGAUACCUGUUUACCCCAUCGAUGGCUAAAGCGACGGCGAAACUGACAGAAUUAGAUGUGGAUUGCUGUGGGAAGAUGGAGGCAAUCAUAAUGGACGAAGAUCAUGGGAAAAUGAAAAGUGCGUCGUCAUGCAAUAUAAAAGAAUUCCCAUCGUUGAAGGUCUUGGAGAUAUUCGAUUGCCGCAAACUGAAGGAAUUCUAUUCGAUUAAAGGGGACAGCAACCCAACCUUCAGAUUCCCUUUGUGUUGUGGGGAGAAAGAGAGAGAUCAUCACCAGGUGGCGGUCAAUUCAACAAAGACAGUCUUCUUCAAUCGAAUGGUUCUCCUCCCGAGGUUGAUGGUGAUGACGCUCCACGGGGUAGGAGAUUUCGAGAAGAUAUGGGACAAUAAUGAACUCCCUGAAACUGAAACAUCAUCUAAUUUCAGCAAACUGGAGACCGUCAGUGUUGGUGGAUGCAAGAAGCUUCGCACUGUCUUUCCUUUAACUUCAACAGAGAAGAGGUGGCAGAAUCUUAAAGAGGUCGAUAUAGGUCCUUUUGAAUUUUUGGAAUCUGUAUUUGAAGUUGACGUCAACGGGCGGGGAGCACUCAGAUAAGAAAGAGAAGCGCACAGCAGCAAUAAUGCUCCCU
Messenger RNA from Punica granatum (pomegranate), 1577 nucleotides. Lineage: Eukaryota; Viridiplantae; Streptophyta; Magnoliopsida; Myrtales; Lythraceae. The record is from RefSeq and is a predicted model, not a curated record.